Paramecium octaurelia is the source of this 816-nucleotide messenger RNA. The record is from the annotation of a GenBank genome assembly. Lineage: Eukaryota; Ciliophora; Oligohymenophorea; Peniculida; Parameciidae.
AUGAUUCUAUCAAAUUAUAUUCUAAAAAUAGUAUAGUAUAUAAUUCGAAAGGUACUUUAUAAAUUGUAUUCUUUAAGGUUCUGCCUUAUGACUUCAUCUCAUUGCUCAAAGGUUACUAAGUGAAUUCUAAGAAGCAAUUGAGUGUUAUGAAAAAGCAAUAUCAAUUAAUUUUUAGAAUGAUGACGCUUGGAACAAUAAAGUUAGUAAUCAUUUAACAUCAUUUUAUAGGUUUAGCAUUAGAUAGUUUAAAUAGAUUUUAAGAAGCAAUUGAGUGUUACGAUAAAGCAAUAUCAAUUAAUAUUAAUAAUGAUGACGCUUGGAACAAUAAGGGUAAUUAUUUGUUUAACAUCAUAACUUAGGUUUAGCAUUAAAUAAUUUAAGUAGAUUUUCAGAAGCAAUCAAGUGUUGUGAUAAAGCAACAUCCACAAAUUUUGAUAAUGAUAGCGCAUGGAAUAAUAAGGGUAAUAAUUUGUUAAAAUUCAUAUAGGUUUAGCAUUAUAUAGUUUAAGUAGAUUUGAAGAAGCGAUUUAGUGUUGUGAUCAAGCUAUAUAAAUUAACUGCAAUAAUGAUGACGCUUGGAAUAAUAAGGGUAAUAAUGAGUUCAACAUUUCCAUUUAGGUUUCGCUUUACACAAUUUAAACAGAUAUUAAAAAGCACUUGAGUGUUAUGAUAAAGCCAUAUCAAUUAAUCCUUAUAAUGAAAUGUCUUGGAAUAAUAAGGGUAUUACUCUGGUUUCCAUUUAGGCUUUGCAUUAUUUGCGACGGAAUUAUACACAAUCUAAGCAGAUAUUAAAAAUCAAUCGAGUGUUAUGAUAAA